Molecule: messenger RNA, 1893 nt
Organism: Medicago truncatula (barrel medic)
Lineage: Eukaryota; Viridiplantae; Streptophyta; Magnoliopsida; Fabales; Fabaceae
Product: serine/threonine-protein kinase STY13
Exons: 7
Coding region: 607-1587 (326 amino acids)
Biological process (GO): protein phosphorylation
Molecular function (GO): protein serine/threonine kinase activity; ATP binding
Source: RefSeq, a predicted model, not a curated record
UCUUUUCCUUUUUUCCUCUCACGCACAUUACCAUUAUUAGUCCACACGCACGCACCCAUAAACAAAGAACAAUAUACUCCAAAUAUCUUCUUCAUCAAAAUUCACAUGUGUGUCUGUUACAAAUUCAUCUACUUCAACAAACAUGUGUAACUAACUCUUUGAUGAACUGCACCGAAAGGUCUUGUGCUUGUAACUGAAGAGUUUGAAACAAAGGAGCAUAUGCUAGCUACUUUUAAGGGUAGGGGAAAGAAGAAAUUUAUUAUGGAUUAUUAUUUUAAUGUUCAUCUAUGAUGUAAUAACAAUAAAGUUUGUAUUUUUAUAAUUUUAUUAUUGUUUUUGGUUGGUAAAGUUUGAAUUUUGAACAAGUUAUGCUUUUGGGGUUUCAUUUGUGGAAAACAAGAUUAAGGGCAAGUUUGUUUUUUGUUUUCUAUUUUUUUGUUGUAGCUGAAAAUUUUGUGGUGAUUGAAAUGAGAAAUUGGGGUGUAGUUUAAGGUUGUUGCAGAAUGAGUUUCAGAGAUAGGAAUAUAGAAGUUGUUGAAGAGAGGGAAUGUGAAAAGUCAGUGAGGUCAAAUGGGUCAUUAACAAAUACUACACAGUUUACAAUUGAUGAGAAUCUUCUGGUUGAUCCUAAGUUGCUCUUUAUUGGCUCUAAAAUUGGUGAAGGUGCUCAUGGAAAAGUUUAUCAAGGAAGAUCAAAUUGUUGCUAUCAAAGUUCUGCAGCGUGGGACUACGUCAGAAGAAAGAGCUUCGCUUGAAAAUCGUUUUGCACGGGAAGUUAACAUGAUGUCCCGUGUCCAUCAUGAUAAUCUUGUAAAGUUUAUCGGAGCAUGUAAGGAUCCUCUGAUGGUGAUAGUUACAGAGCUAUUACCUGGAAUGUCGCUGCGAAAGUAUUUGACGAGUAUCCGUCCUAAACCAUUAGACAUUCACGUGGCUAUAAACUUUGCCCUUGAUAUUGCUCGAGCCAUGGAUUGGCUGCAUGAUAACGGGAUCAUACACAGAGACCUGAAACCUGACAAUCUGUUGCUUACAGCAAAUCAGAAGUCUGUUAAACUAGCAGAUUUUGGUCUUGCAAGAGAAGAAUCGGUGACCGAAAUGAUGACUGCAGAAACAGGAACUUACAGAUGGAUGGCACCAGAGUUGUACAGUACUGUAACGUUGCGCCAAGGAGAGAAAAAGCACUAUAACAACAAGGUUGAUGUGUAUAGCUUUGGGAUUGUUUUAUGGGAGCUACUAACAAAUCGCAUGCCUUUUGAAGGGAUGUCCAAUUUACAGGCUGCUUAUGCUGCUGCCUUCAAGCAAGAGAGGCCGAAAAUUCCUGAUGAUAUAUCUCCUGAUCUUGCUUUCGUCAUACAAUCAUGUUGGGUUGAAGAUCCUAACUUGAGACCAAGCUUUAGUCAGAUAAUCCGGAUGCUCAAUGAGUUUCUCUUCACACUUUCACCACUAUCUCCUCCCUUACCAGAACCCGAUAAUGAACCUAAGGCGGCAACAACAAGUAAUAAUGGUGCCAUUACUGAGUUUUCUGCCCGGAACAAAGGAAAGUUUGCUUUUCUUCGCCAGUUAUUUUCUUCAAAAAGGAUAAAAAACUAACAGUAAGUGCUAAACCUUUUACCAUUUCGUUUUGCUACAGUAUAUAAAUUUUAGUACAUUCAUUGAGUAACCUCUAAGGUGACAACUAGAAAGGUUGUAACAGUUUCCACAAAAGAAUAGAAUGUUGUUUAUAGACAUUUUGAAAGAGCAAGGAAAAAACAAAAAAGGAUUGUUUACCAUAUCUAAUUGAUCUUGUUGUAAAGGAACACAUUGGUUUAGACAUUUCCCGUGUUAAGAAUUAAACUUUAUUUUUAGUUGAGUUAUUCAUUGUAAAGUUGGUGUAUGCAAAGGGUGUUGAAAGGUUAA